AUGCCGGAUGUUAUAGUUACAUUUUUGGCAUAUCCACCUGAUUGUCGGCUCCAAAUCACCGAAGGAUUGGAUGACGGCAAGAAUGAAAAAGGCGUGCUGUGUCAGUCGGCGAUCCAAGCUAAGUUCUACUGCCCUUUCAAUGAGUGCUCAGCUCUCUUGGAAGCUGGAGAUGGUGAGGAGGCCAUAACAGUGUCUGAGUGCCCGCAUUGGAACAGGAUGCUCUGUGCUUACUGUAAGGUGCCAUGGCACCAUGCUCCUGACUGCAAGGAGUUCCAGGGGUUGGAGGAGGGUGAGAGGGGGAGGGAGGAUCUCCUGCUGCGGGAGCUGGCAGCAAAGCUCAGGUGGCAGAGGUGUCCCCAAGGCAAAUGUUACUGUAGAGAGGAUUGACGGGUGCAGGGAACGAAACCAAUCAAA
This is a messenger RNA of Musa acuminata subsp. malaccensis (wild Malaysian banana), 414 nucleotides long. NCBI's taxonomy places the organism in Eukaryota, Viridiplantae, Streptophyta, Magnoliopsida, Zingiberales, Musaceae. The record is from RefSeq and is a predicted model, not a curated record.